AUGGUUGAACCCAUGAAUUACGUCACUCUUUGGACGCAUUGUUCGCACAAAACAACGCCUUUUGCGGUCUUCGAGCACGUGAUUGAUGGACACAAAGCACACCAUGUGUUGAGUGCCGAAGACAUCACCGCAACGUUUGCUGAAUAUAUCACGAUCUCGAAGAACAACAAAAUGGUUCAGUUCAUCAACUAUAGGAUGCGACCCUUGAAAGAGUGGAAUAGAGAUGAGGGGAGCGGACGAUCACCUCUCGAUGACCUCCACUACUGCCUGAGCCUUGAAUUAGUCCUUCAGUCGUCCUCUCAGUUAACUCAGAGGCAGAGCUAUACCUUCAACUCGACGGCACACCACUGCGAGCACACUAACACACCAACGGGUCAUCACCACCAGACCCCUACCAGACCCCCACCAAAGGGUUCAAAGUCCCACUAA
This is a messenger RNA of Oppiella nova, 429 nucleotides long. Lineage: Eukaryota; Metazoa; Arthropoda; Arachnida; Sarcoptiformes; Oppiidae. The record is from the annotation of a GenBank genome assembly.